GUGUGUCUCUGGCUGUGAUCGCGCGCAGACCGGCGAGAGUGUGUUAGCGUUAGCGCCGCUAACGUGACAGAGGAGGUUUCAACAGGCUGUCGCGCGUUUCUCCGUUAUUAAACUCAUAAUCCCGCCGGCAGAGUUCGCUGCAGUGAAGCGGUGAAUCUCUGGUAUCGCCAGGCAGACGUCAGCAUGUUUAACCCUCACCAGCAGCAGCAGCAGCAGCAGUUUCAUCAGCAUCUGCGGCAGCUACAGCAGCUGUUCCAGCAGCAGACGCCUCCUCCACCUCCUCCUCCACCGCAGCCUCCGCCCGCCCAUCACAUCACACACGCACGGUCCAUGGCGGUUCCCGCUCCUGCGCCUCCAUCUGCGCGCAUGGUGAACCUGUGCUCCGCCACGCAGACCAUCAUCGCCCCCAACCCCAUGCUGCAGGGGGCGCUGCUCAUGCAGCAGAUGCAGGCGGGCGGCAUGCGUGGCUUUGCGAUGGGAGGCCAGCAGUUUCCUCAGUUCUUCACUGCGGGGUCCAGAGCGUCUCUUCUGGGGCCCGUUCCGAUGGGGGUCGCCAUCAAAACCCCACACAUGGGAUUCCAGCGGCACUUCGCGCCACACACACGCUAUUUCACCAAUGAGUUUCAGGCUCGUCAGCCGGACAGAAAGAGAGAAAACGAGCAGAAAGCUGUGGGCAGCAGCGACAGCCAAUCAGAGGCCAGCAGCAGCAGAGCAGAUGAAGCGUCCGCUGCAGGCGACCCGGGAUCUCAGGAGUCUUCAGAGCAGCCCGACGAACCAGCGGCCAAGAAACACAAAACACAAGAGUCAGAGGAGCCUGUGGAGACAGAAUCAGCUCAGAGCGCUGAAUAUAAGAGCCCGGGUCCUGCAGAGCUCACGCUGCAGGAGGGAGGCGGCGUGGACGGAGCGCUGGCCGCUGAAGCGGAUGAAGCGAGUCAAGCGGCUGAGCAGGUUGAAAGCACAGAAGCUCCAGAUAAAGACGUGGAGCCGCAGGUCAGCGACGGUCCAGACGACGCCACAGGCUCCGAUUCGCUCCCUGAGAUCAAGGAGACCACAGACGCUCCCGAGGAGGUCAAAGACGCAGCGGCAGAGACCUCCAACAAGUUCUUCUGCUAUAUUUGCAACAUCACUUGUCAUAACCAGCAAAAUUUCCAGAGCCAUAUGAACGGACUGACGCACCAGCAGAAGAUGAUGGAGAUCCAGCACAUGAGCAACGCGUGUCUCGUCACGCUGCUGCCGCGAGUCCAGGAGUCCCUGCAAGGAGCUCGCCGAGACGGUGAGAAGAGGCCGGGUCUGCAGAGAUGGUGCUCCACCUGCCAGACGCACUUCACCACCAACGUCAUGGAGCAUCGCAGAACCAAGGAGCACAAGCGCUGUAGCCGCUCGUCCAGCUCCAGCUGCACCGUCUGUAAGCUGCACUUCAGGACUCACAGAGAGUUUGUGGAGCACAUGCAGUCGACGGAGCACAAGCAGCGAGUCGAGCAGCUGUGGAAGGAGCCGGAUCUGAUGAACGCUGACAUGUUUCUGGGUGAAGAGGACGGCGAGUGCAGCGACGACGAGAGGGAGGAAGAGGAGAACGGGAAGGAGGGCUUGUCUGCGCAGAUGGAGGUCACACUCGAGGAUCUGACCGAAGACGAGGAGUUCGACUCGGACACGGUGUACGGCUCGAGUUUCGUGGUGCCCGUGGCUGGUUUUCUGUGUCGUCUCUGUAAUCAGUUCUAUCACUUUGAGUCUUCGGCUCGACACACACACUGCAAGACGCUCAAACACUUCCAGAGUCUCAAGCGUUACAAAGCCUUAAAGAAGCACGAAGACUCCGGCUCAACCUCAGCAGAACCAGCAGACCACAUCAGUCCGGAUCAAACCGCUCUCCUCCCGAAACCAGCCCCGCAGACCCUACAGUCCUGCAGCAGUACCUCACAUCCCAGCGCCAGCAGCAGCCACGCACAGGAAGUGCAGCCGCUCACACAGGAAGUGCAGCCGCUCACACAGGAAGUCCAUACACUCACCCAGGAAGUCCAGCCGCUCGCACAGGAAGUCCAGACACUCACACAGGAAGUCCAGACACUCACACAGGAAGUCCAGCCGCUCGCACAGGAAGAAGCCGUCGCCGUGGAGCCGGAGCCGGAGCCGGAGCCGGAGCCGGAGCCGGAGCCGGAGCCGGAGCCGGGGCCCGAGGGGAAGAGCAGCCGGGGCCGGGGCAGGACUCCUGCUAAGAGACGAGGACGAGGAGCGAGACGACGCUGAGACACACAGAACUGUAUCUGCCUCAGAGGACCUUAGUGAAAGCACCCGCUGUAGACCGCUCCGCCGGGUUUGUGCCACAGAUUUAGCCUCUGACCCUGCUUGCCAUGAGCACACGGACCUCAGACGAAGGGAAUGAUGGGAUACGCUGCUGGAGCGCGUGACUCCAUCAAAACAUGUUCAGCUCAGAGUUCAGCCCAAAACCAACAAGAUGUACAUCCAUACUCACCAUGACAAUUCAAUCUCAGUCCAAAAUAGGUCUUUUAAAGCAAUUUUUCAGCAUUUUAUAUAUAUAUAAUCUAUUUUAGAUUUUAUUUGGUCUUGUUUCCAGCCCAGAUAUCUAAAAAUCUUAAAUCAAGAAGGAUUUUCUAGACAAGUAGAAAUGAAGUAGAAAUUUUGACUUUGAAGAGUUUUUGCUUAGAACAAGCUAAAUAAUCUGCCAAUGAUGUAAGCAAAAUAAUGUUAUUUCAGACAGAAAACAAGAUUAUUUUGCUUGUUUCAAGCAAAAACUCACUUCAUUUUGACUUGUUUUUUCUGGAAACAAGACAAUCAUUUUUACUGGUCUAGAAAAUCCUUCUUGAAUAUAUAUAUAUAUAUACACACACACACACACACACACACAAUUUUCAGCGCAUUUAUAAUUGAUAUCUUCAUACAUAUAAUUUAUACACACACACACAUAUAUAUAUAUAUAUAUAUAUAAUUAUAUCUAUUUUUUACAUAUAUAAUUAUAUUAUUACAAUUAUAUUUAAUAAAUAUGCUGAAACGAUUAUUUUAGGACCAUUAUUUAUUUAAUUUUCAUUUUAAUUAUGAUAUCAUUUAUCAUAAUUGCACACCUUCUCCCCAAUUCUGUUACUGUAAUCUGAAAUAUUAUCCUCAUUACUGCAAAGCAAAAUGGCAUUAUUGCAAAACAGUUGUUCCACUGAAUUUAAUGAAUGCGGCUUUUAAUCUUAAAAAAAUAGUGUGUAGACAGAAUGAUUUUGCAUUACACUAAUAUUACACUAAUAUUACCUUUGGGGGGAAAAUGUGCUGAAUUGUCAUGAAAAUUAUGUCACAAUGUGAAACAUAUUAAGAGUUGUGAUGUUUGGUUUUGGUGCUGUUUUCUGAGACUGACUCGAGAAUGUAGCAGCACUCAAACACGCUUCAUAAACCUGCAAACCAGAAGACCCUGACACACACACACACACACACACACACACACACACACACACACACACACACACACACACACACACACACACACACACACACACACACACACACACACACACACACACACACACACACACACACACACACACACUGAAGCGUCCGAGCGACGGUUUGCUGUCUGAUGCACACAGGUGAUGUUUCUCUUCAUGACUCUGUUCCCGGGUCCAUGGCUUACUUCUGUUAGCGGUUCUAGUUUAGCAAACGGUUCCUUUCUGCCUUCAGUGAAACACAUGUUUGUACGGCUGAUUGUAUUCUGGACAAUCUCACAAAGAAAGAAAGAAAGAAGGAAAUUAUAUUUUGCAUACAGAAAAUGAAGCCAAUUCUUAGGACUUUUAGGGGUUUUCUAUUGUGACAUUAUUUUCAUGACAAUUAAGCACAUUUUGACCUCAUUCUCAUUACUUAAAAAAAAAUUAAAAACAAUAAUUAUAUAGUGUAAUAUUACAUUAAACUGUAACUGAUAUUCCAGGAGUGAGAAUCACCUUUGACUAUAGUGACGAUUAAUAAACUAAUACAAGCUAAAACAUCUGAAUGCUUUAUAUAUAUAUAUAUAUAUAUAUAUAUAAAGUGUGUGUGUGAAAAGUGUAUUAUAUACUAUAUGUUUGAUAUAUAAUGUUUAUAUAUAUAUAUAAUUUUCAUCAUGAUAAGAAUUUGGGAUUAAAAUGUGCAUAAUUAGCAUGAAAACGAGAGUUCAAAAAGUAUUGGUGGGACCUAAAUAUGCUUCCUUUUUGUGUAAAACUUUAUUUCUUUUUUCUUCUUUGUAUUCAGGAGUGAAGUCUGACCUGGACAUGUUUGUGAGAUUCUUAGGUUUGUUUUGUUGAUUUGAUCUGCUGUUUGUGGCAGUUCUGCAUCAGAGGAGUGCUGAUUAUAACGGCAUUAGCGUGUGGGAGUUCUGAACGUUGUUUUUGAGUUGAUUUGUGUUAUUUUGUUGUACACUGGAAACAUCAGCAGGAAUCUGUGCUGAUGCAGAAGCACUGAGCAGCUUUUAUCUGACGCCGUUACUGCUGUUCUCCACCAAACCCUUCUUCCUGCAUACAGCGUCACGCCGCAUUUCACCCCGAAACAGACAUCUCAGAAAAUGAAGCCAAUUGUGGGUUUUGUUUGUUUUUUUUGCAAUUGUUGGACCAUAAAGAUUUUUUCUCGCAUUGUCACAUUAUUUACAUGCAUGACAAUUAAACACAUUUUUACUUUUUUUUUUUUCUCAUUCAACUUUUUUUUUUUUUUAUUACUGUAAUGCUGUAUUUUUAAUCACAGGCAGUGUAACAAUACAACCUAGAUGCAUAAAUACUUUGUAUAAGCGUAUAUAUAUGUAAUAAUAAUUAUUAUUAUUAUUAUUUGGUUUUGGGGUGAAAUGUGAGCAAGUCCUGUUCUCUUUGAAAGGAAGAUAUGCAUGUGAUCAGAUCUGGAACUCAUUUUGAAAUCGUUUCCAUACUGUAUUCAGAUUACAGUGUAAUGCAGUGAUUACCGCUGCUGCUGCUGCUGCUGCUUCGUUUGAUUUGUCAUUGCCAGAAUAAUGUUGGAAAUUGAAUUUUUCAUGUUUCUUAUGGAAGAAAACCAACCAUCCAGUUUUUUUUUUAGAAAACCAGCCAUCAAACUGGUUCCCAGUAGCCAGGUUAGCAAGACCAGCUUAAACCAGCUGAGACCAGCAAACCACUUCAGGCUGGUUUAAACUGGUCUUCAGCAGGAGAUGUUGAAUGUUCGUCUUUAAUGGCUGAUUGAGGACUGAUUUGGCUGUUGUGGAGCUCCAUCAUGGACUGCUGAUUCUGAUUCUGAGCAGAUGAUGUGUUUUGAAAGAGGAGGACUUUAAGGCAAGCUAAUCAUAAACCCAACAGUCAGAUCAGAGCCAUGUUUCAUAUCCAGUUUUUAUUCAACAGCUGACAAACUGAACAGAACCAGUGUUUUAUAGCUGCUGAGCUUCAUGUUUUUCCAAUGUUUGUUUGCUGCAUUUGGCUCAUUUUAAUUUCUAUUAAAAUAUUUGAUGAUUAUGA
This is a messenger RNA of Onychostoma macrolepis, 5438 nucleotides long. It is a transcript of the gene ciz1a, whose product is annotated as cdkn1a interacting zinc finger protein 1a. The coding region runs from base 184 to 2244 and encodes 686 amino acids. Gene Ontology annotation, molecular function: nucleic acid binding; zinc ion binding. The transcript has 16 exons. Gene Ontology annotation, cellular component: nucleus. NCBI's taxonomy places the organism in Eukaryota, Metazoa, Chordata, Actinopteri, Cypriniformes, Cyprinidae. The record is from RefSeq and is a predicted model, not a curated record.